AGAACAUUGAACGUGUAAGGUCUAAGCACGGUGCCACGGCAGCCACGCUACACGUAUGUACGUACAUCUUAACCUUCGCCAUUGACGUCUACAAACUCAUUUUCAUUCUACCUAUAACUUUUAUAACACUGCGAUAAAGACAUACGACGACCACAAAAAUGGAUCGAAGCCUUGAUGAGAUCGUUGCUGAAUCUCAGCAUCGCACCCGAGGCCCCAGACCUCGUCGAGGUGGUGGUGGUAAUGGUGGCGGCGGCGGCGGUGGAGGCCGACCACGAGAGCGCGACUCUUAUCCCCGCGAUGGCGUAAGAAAGUCAACCCGAGAUGAUUCUCGAAACUUGGAUUCGGAGUGGGUUCAUGAUAGGUUCGACGAUUCCGGUUCUCGCAACCGCCCACGUCAAUCAAGACGACAGCGCUCUCCAGAGCGAGCCCAGGACGCUCGCGGAGCCAAGCUCAAGGUAGACAAUCUACACUAUGAAUUGACUGAGGUCGACCUCGACGGGCUUUUCAACAAGAUUGGGCCGGUUCUUAAGCUUGAGUUGUUAUAUGACCGUGCUGGGCGCUCUGAAGGCACGGCAUUUGUCACCUAUGAGCGACGCGAGGACGCAAUGGAGGCCAUCAAGGAAUACGAUGGUGCUAAUGCAAAAGGUCAACCGGUCCGUCUGUCACUCGUAUCCUCGGCGCCUAAGCGUAACCCCUUCGACACUGCGCAUAUGCCUGGUCGAUCAUUGGCUGAACGCAUCACUCGGCCCCGCUCUCUCUCUCCUCGACGAUCCGACAGGGACCGGGGUGUUGAUCGUUAUGUUCCAGGCCGUGGCAGUCGAUCGCGCAGUCCCCUCCCCCGCCGACGUGGUGCCGGCGGUGGCGGCGGUGGCGGCGGCGGCUACAACAGCAGUGGUGGUGGGGGUCGUGGAAGACGUCCAGGCGCACGACGCGAAGGGGCGAGUGCGCCUAACGGACGAGAACGUUCCGGCCGUGAAGGUCGAGCUAAGAAGACUCAGGAGGAGCUUGAUGCUGAGAUGGCCGAUUACUUCAACCCAGGUGGAAACGAGACUGCUGCUCCGGCAGCCCCAGCUGGCGAUGAUGUGGACAUGAUUGAGUGAUUCAAGAUAGGGGCAGAAUAUUGUAAUUCGUGAUAACCCCAGACUCACAAGUUUAUUUCUCCCUCAUGAAUUACUACUUACCCUUGCCUGAUUUUGAUGGCGUCCUCUGGGUAGCAGUGCUCCAAAAAUUGAACCAUGUACACCAGACUGUGCUUAAACAUAUAGCAACCCUAGAUCCAUCGUUAGACUCCG
Messenger RNA from Hypoxylon fragiforme, 1292 nucleotides. RefSeq names its product RNA-binding domain-containing protein. The transcript is spliced from 8 exons. Gene Ontology annotation, biological process: mRNA export from nucleus. Gene Ontology annotation, cellular component: nucleus. The record is from RefSeq and is a predicted model, not a curated record. Gene Ontology annotation, molecular function: mRNA binding. The coding region runs from base 159 to 1100 and encodes 313 amino acids. NCBI's taxonomy places the organism in Eukaryota, Fungi, Ascomycota, Sordariomycetes, Xylariales, Hypoxylaceae.